This is a messenger RNA of Limulus polyphemus (Atlantic horseshoe crab), 1136 nucleotides long. RefSeq names its product protein Wnt-7b-like. Gene Ontology annotation, biological process: cell fate commitment; multicellular organism development; neuron differentiation. Gene Ontology annotation, cellular component: extracellular region. The annotation marks the transcript as partial. Gene Ontology annotation, molecular function: frizzled binding; cytokine activity. The transcript has 3 exons. Lineage: Eukaryota; Metazoa; Arthropoda; Merostomata; Xiphosura; Limulidae. The record is from RefSeq and is a predicted model, not a curated record.
AACUAUGUCAUCAGUAGUUGCCUUCAGUGCCCACAUCAUCUGCAACAAGAUUCCUGGUCUGACCGCCACCCAGAGGAGGAUCUGUCGUGUCCGACCUGACGCCAUAGUGGCUAUUGGGAACGGCGCAAAGCUUGGAAUAAAAGAAUGCCAACGUCAGUUUCAGUACCACAGAUGGAACUGUACAGCUGUUGGUAAUGACAGUGUAUUUGGUCACGUGGUGGUUGUUGGUAGCCGAGAAGCGGCGUAUGUUUACGCCAUCAGUUCCGCAGGUGUAACGUACUCUGUAACCCAGGCGUGCAGUCGAGGGAACAUCAGUAGGUGCGGUUGUGAUCGGACGAAGGCCGGGAUGAGUCUAUGGGGGGACUGGAAGUGGGGAGGCUGCAGUGCUGACGUCCGCUACGGGAUGAGACUAGCUCGCAGGUUCCUGGACGCACGAGAGCUCGAGUGGGAUGCUCGAUCACUGAUGAAUCUCCACAACAACAAAGCUGGGAGAAAGGCCGUGAAACAAAACAUGCUCACGGAGUGUAAAUGUCACGGAGUUUCCGGAUCGUGCACAAUGAAGACUUGCUGGAAGACCUUGCCGUCCUUCUCCCAGAUUGGAAACUUUCUAAUGAAGAGAUAUCACACUGCUAAGAAAGUUACAGCCUUCUGGGGAAAACUCUCUUCCUCCAAAGAACCGUUAUAUCUUCACCAGCAAUCGAAGCGUCACCAUCGGAAGCCCAGGCCUAAAGACUUGGUGUAUCUUCAGCCAUCUCCUAAUUACUGUGACAUGGAUUUAUCGCGUGGUUCCUCUGGAACCGUAGGGCGGCGCUGUAAUCAAACAUCUAAUAAUAUCGGCGGCUGUGACCUGCUAUGCUGUGGUCGAGGCUAUAAUACUCACCAGUUUACAAGGACAUGGCAGUGUAACUGUAAAUUCCAUUGGUGCUGUUUUGUUAACUGUAACACGUGUAGGGCCAGAACGGAGAUCUAUGCGUGCAAAUGAGACCCAGUAAAACGUGAGUGUACGUUCCGUCCUGACUACUAGAGGAUAAGAUUGUAAUGUAAAUAUGUUUGGGCUACCAGUAUUCGGUAUGAGAGAUCAAACGUUCUUCCAAGGAACCAAUAAGUCCCUCGCGUUUAAAACACGAUUCCUUUAU